This is a messenger RNA of Vitis riparia (riverbank grape), 1487 nucleotides long. Its product is annotated as peroxisomal membrane protein 13. Gene Ontology annotation, biological process: protein import into peroxisome matrix, docking. The record is from RefSeq and is a predicted model, not a curated record. The coding region runs from base 93 to 980 and encodes 295 amino acids. The transcript is spliced from 5 exons. Gene Ontology annotation, cellular component: peroxisomal importomer complex; peroxisomal membrane; peroxisome. NCBI's taxonomy places the organism in Eukaryota, Viridiplantae, Streptophyta, Magnoliopsida, Vitales, Vitaceae.
UUACUCCUUCAUUGACCCAACGCGGUGGUUGGACUUGUGGUGGAGAGAGACGGCUACACAAUAAAUCCCUCUCUCUGUUCUUCGUUCGACCUAUGGAUUCCAAUUCCAAUCCGCCCCAGCAGGGUGCUAAUAAUCCUCCUCCAAAGCCUUGGGAGCGAGCAGGGACCUCAUCUGGCCCUGUGCCUUUUAAACCCUCAUCGGCUGGUAAUACUAGUGAUGUAGUUGAGGCUUCAGGAACAGCAAAUCCAGGUGAAAUCGGUUCCACCACAAAUAGGAAUACAGUUGUAAAUAGAAAUGCUCUUGGGAGGCCUCUACCAACGAGGCCCUGGGAGCAGCAGACAACAUAUGGGAACAGUUAUGGAGGUUAUGGUUCUGGUAUGAAUUAUAACUCAGGGUUGGGUUCAGGAUUCAGUUCAUAUGGUGGAUAUGGAGGGAAUUAUGGUGGUGGGCUAUACGGUAACAACAUGUAUAGAGGUGGUUACAGCGGGCUUUAUGGAGGAGGGUCUGGCAUGUAUGGUGGAGGAAUGUAUGGUGGUGGUGGUCUUGGGGGUGGUCUUGGGGGUCCAAUGGGUGGCUUUGGAAUGGGAAUGGGGGGUCCUUAUGGUGAUCAGGAUCCAAAUAAUCCAUAUGGUCCUCCACCAUCUCCACCAGGCUUUUGGAUGUCCUUUCUCCGUGUGAUGCAAGGUGUAGUAACCUUUUUUGGCCGGAUUUCAAUUCUGAUAGACCAGAAUACCCAGGCAUUCCACUUGUUCAUGUCUGCCCUUCUCCAGCUUUUUGAUCGCUCGGGUAUGCUAUAUGGAGAGCUAGCUAGAUUUGUAUUCAGACUGCUGGGUAUCAGAACCAAGUCCAAAAAGAUUAAUCCACCAGGCCCUGAUGGACUUCCUGCUCCACACAAUCCCCAUGCGAAUCAGAACUAUAUUGAGGGACCUAAGGCUGCUCCUGCGGGUGCCUGGGAUAAUGUGUGGGGAGAUAGCAACUAGUUUGAUCCCUCCCAAUCUCUAUUCAUCUUCAAAAGGGAACUAACCAGCAACAAGCAGUCCGUGUAAAGUGAAAGUUCUUUGGAAUUUGAUAGGGCUGCCCCCAGUAAAGAUUGGAGUUGUUGAAUUUGAUGCUGUUUGCAUAAAAUAAAGGUUCUCCGUCUGCCAGUCAAGCUGGAACCCAUUCAAGUGGAUUGCUGUUCACAUGAAAUAAAAGAAUCUCUUGUAGGAUUUUGAGUGAUCUACUGUUUUUGCAUAAUUUGUUGUAUUUGGAUCAAAGACCCCUUGAAAUAUAAGAAAGGAUAGAAAUUGUAAUGGAACAUAAAAAUUGAUAUGGAACACUCUACUGGUUCAAUGUUAAUUGUUGUAUUCCAAUUGCGUGCCCAGUUUGUUGCUCAAGAGGAUUCUUACUAGCUGAAUUAGCAUGAACUUCUAGAAAAUUCUCGUGGGUUGAGGAUGUAUUAUCAAUUGCUUGAUGUCUUGUAAUGUUUAUCACAACGUGAUUGUUCA